Messenger RNA from Oncorhynchus tshawytscha (Chinook salmon), 5786 nucleotides. Its product is annotated as transcriptional regulator ATRX-like. The record is from RefSeq and is a predicted model, not a curated record. Lineage: Eukaryota; Metazoa; Chordata; Actinopteri; Salmoniformes; Salmonidae. Gene Ontology annotation, molecular function: ATP hydrolysis activity; ATP binding; ATP-dependent chromatin remodeler activity. Gene Ontology annotation, cellular component: nucleus.
AUUUUAGUGCGUCUCAAACCAUCCGGUAAAAUGGCGCCUUUGCUUUGUCUCCACUGAAAAAAAGGAGGUUUGCUUCAAUAUUUUAACAUUUUUCUAAAAUGACAAAUUACUGAGAAUUAUUUGUUUUACAUCUCCGGGACGACGUGCCAAGAACUACACGUGUUUCAGUCAUUCAAUAAAUGACAAGAGAGUACAGUUAAAUGAGUAGAACCUCAGCUGAAUCUACAGACCAAAUGAUGGAGCAGGAAGUAGGUCAACUUCCGAUUACAGACCAGAUGGAGGAGGAGGAGGAGCCUGGGAGCUCAGCAGAGACUGAGAGACCCUCUUCUUCUCACACCAAGAGGAAGCCUGCUGUUACAGCCAAGCACACCGGAGGGAAUGAGUCUGACACCUCGGACGAGAGUGGACAGGAAGAUGGCGCCUCUGACAACCCCUCAGAUGGCAUGUUGGUGGUACGGCCUGGGACUGACAACAAGGAGAGCAGAGGAGCCAUGAAGCUGGACCUCUCAAGGAAAAAGACAGAUACCACUUUGCAGGAGAGGAUAGACUGCACCGCCUGUGGACAGCAGGUCAACCACUUCCAGCGCCACUCAGUGUUUGAGCACCCGAUGCUCCAUGUGCUCCUCUGCAAGUCGUGUUAUAAGUAUUACACCAGCGAUGACAUCAAUAAAGACGAGGACGGAAUGGACGAACAGUGCAGGUGGUGUGCUGAAGGUGGCAACCUGAUCUGCUGUGACUACUGCCACAACGCCUUCUGUAAGAAGUGCAUCCUGCGUAACCUGGGGCGCAAGGAGCUGUCCAUGAUCACCGACGAGGACAGUAAAUGGUCCUGCUAUAUCUGCAGCCCUCAGCCUCUCUCAGACAUCGCCUCCAACUGCUCCAACAUCUUGACCAAGCUGGAGAGCUUCUGGCGCACGGGACACAAGAAAGAGAGGAAGGAGGUGAAAGGGCACAGAAAGGGUAAAGGUCACCACCACCAUGGUAAAGCUGUGGUGAAUGGUAAGGAGCAUUCAGACGGGUCAGGGACCCUCACCUUCUCCUAUAAGACCCUGAAGGUCCCCAAGGAGCUGGUGAAGAGGACCAAGAAGCUGAUUGAGACGACCACAGGGCUCAACAACACCUUCAUCCAUUUCAUCCAGCAGGCUGAGGAGGAGCAGGGAGUAGGAGGAGGUGGCAGCGGGACCAGACACCUCAAGGCCUUCAGGUCUGUUCUGGCUGAUCUGAAGAAGGCCCAUGCUGCCCUAGAGGAGGACUUGGAGUCACAGUUCACUUCCCAGGACCAGGGGAUGCAGAACGGGGAUGCUGUUUCCAACACCGACGGCCAUGAUGGCCACGAUCAGAUUGACAACAUGGUUGAUGGACAGGAGGCAGAAGAGGAUAAAAUGGCCGACACUGAGGAUGGGGAGGAGCUAGAGGAGGAUGGGGGCUUGUCAGAGGACGCAGAGAUGGAGGGGAGCCCCGCCCCCGCGCCUCAGGACCACUCGGACACAGAGACAGACAGCCAGGCCAAAGACCAGACAGCAGUGGAGGAGGAGGAGGAGGAGGAGGAGGAGGAUGAAGAAGAAGAAGAAGAAGAAGAGAAGGAGGAGGGUGACCGGGAUAAAGACAUUGUGUCCGUCGGGCCGGCCGUCCCUGACGAGCUCUUCCAAAUGGUAGAGAGUCUGGCGGACUCCACAGGGUUAACGCCCGGCAACAACGCCAUGGAAAGCACUGCUGCUAGCCAAUCCGAGAGCCCCGCCGCCGGCUCAAACAGGAAGUCACUUGAAACCCAUAAGGAGAAGGCCAUGCCCAAGGUGAAGAACCUGAUCGUGAAGCUGACGCCCGUUCCAGUGGUUACCACACGGAAGGAGAAGGAGAGGAGUAAGGAUGGAAGGAAGGAGAGGAGUAAGGAGGAGGUGGAGGAAGGUGGGGGCUCUGAGGAGGACAGCCGCCGCUCCAGCCGCACAAAGACUACACCCCUCAGGAAGUCACCGGACGGGAAGAACAAGAUGCAGGAGCAGCAGAGCAAUGCCUCAUCCAAGGUGACCGCUGAUCCUUCUAAACAAGAAGUGGACUCUGACGAGGUUCUGGACAUCCUGCUCCAGACUGCAGCGGCAGAACACAGCUCGGACGAGGAUGAGGAGGAGAAUGACAAGGUGAAGACUGACAAGAAGCUGGCGGCCAAACGCAAACUGAAAGCCGACGAUUCAGACAACUCAGAGUCCGACUCAGACGAAGACGCGAAGAAGAAGAAGAAAAAGAAGUCCUCAGCUUCUGCCAAAAAGACAUCCAAGAAGAAGGGCUCGGACGGCUCCUCCGACUCGGACCUGGAGAUGAAGGGACUUAGCAAACUGGCGACGGGGAAACGGAGGAGCAGCCGUGUGAAGAAGGAAAGAGAGGAGAAGGAGAACAAGGGCGGAGAUCGGAGGCGGUCGUACGAACUGAAACGCAAAGCCAGAAGUAGAGGAGCCAAGCAGCAAGAUUCAUCGUCUGAUGACGAGGAGGAGGAGGAGGAGGGAGGAGGGUCUGGAGAGGAGAGUGGAGACCAGCAGAAGAUUAAACCCAUCGUGGAGGAGACGGUGGUAGCAGGGAGGGGAACCUUCCACCAGUCCUCAGGAGAUGAAGGUAACCAUGACGCUUCUCAAAUUGGCGAUGAGGAGGACGAUGAUGAUGAUCCAGAGAACAGAAUUGCCAAGAAGAUGCUGCUGGCCCAGAUCAAGGCUAACUACUCUUCAGGAGCAGAGGAGAGCUCUGACGAGGACGGAGAAGAGAAGGAACAGAAGAAGGGGAAGAGAGGAGAGGAGCAGGAGGAGGACGACGAUGAUGAUGAUGAUGAAGGGGGCUCUGGCUCUGAUGUGGACGUGAUGACGAGUGUGGGGCGUCGCCACCGGCUGCUCCGCCACAAACUGACGCUGUACGAAGUGGAGUCGGGAGAGGAGAAGGAGAAACCAGCCAGCAAGGGGAAGAAGAAGGAGACCAAGAGGACCAGACGGAAAGUGGGUAGUGAUGACUCAGCAGACUCAGACUUUAAGGAGUCAGCUAGCAGCAGUGAGUCAGGAGUUAGUGAGGAGAUCAGUGAGAAGGAAUCGUCGUCAGAGGAGGAGUCGGAGUCUGAGAAGGAAGGCAGUAGCCAAAAGAGGACCACGCGUUCCUCCAAGAAUAAGAAGAAGAAGAAGAAGGAGGAGAGGAGCUACGCCCAGAAGAAGAAACGGCGCCGCAUCAAGGCCCAGGAUUCUUCAUCCGACGACAAGAGUGGGUCAGGAGAGGACGGCUCGGGGAAGGAGGAUGGAGACACUCCUAAAGGACAGAGGAAGAAGAUCAGAAAAAUCCUCAAGGAUGACAAGCUGAGGACGGAAACGAGGGAUGCCCUGAAGGAGGAGGAGGAGAGGAGGAGACGCAUCGCUGAGAGGGAACAGCUCAGGGAGAAACUCAGGGAGGUACUCGUGGUGGAGGAGGCGUCCGCUGUGGCUUGUCCAAUCACAACCAAGCUGGUGCUGGAUGAAGACGAGGAGACCAAGGAGCCCAUGGUGCAGGUUCACCGCAAUCUGGUCACUAAGCUCAAACCACACCAGGUCGACGGGGUCCAGUUCAUGUGGGACUGCUGUUGUGAGUCGGUGAAGAAAACCAACAAGAACUCUGGUUCUGGAUGUAUCCUGGCUCACUGUAUGGGCCUGGGAAAAACAUUGCAGGUGGUAACCCUACUCCACACACUACUGCUGUGUGAAAAGUUAGACUUCUCCACGGCUCUGAUCGUCUGUCCUCUCAACACCGUUCUCAACUGGCUCAAUGAGUUUGAGAAGUGGCAGUACGGCUUCAAGGACAAGGAGAGUUUAGAGGUGACGGAGCUGGCCACGGUGAAGCGUCCUCAGGAGAGAGCGUCUGCUCUGCAGCAGUGGCAGGAGGAUGGAGGAAUCAUGAUCAUUGGCUAUGAGAUGUACCGUAACCUCACACAGGGUAGAAACAUCAAGAGCAAGAAACUCAAAGAGACCUUCCAGAAGACCCUGGUUGACCCAGGCCCAGACUUUGUGAUCUGUGAUGAGGGCCACAUCUUGAAGAACGAGGUGUCGGCCAUCUCUAAAGCCAUGAACUCCAUCAAGACCCGAAGGAGAGUGGUGCUCACCGGCACACCGCUGCAGAACAACCUCAUAGAGUACCACUGCAUGGUGAACUUCAUCAAGGAGAACCUGCUGGGGUCAGUGAAGGAGUUCAGGAACCGCUUCGUCAACCCCAUCCAGAACGGGCAGGCAGCGGACUCCACAGACCAGGAUGUACGGAUCAUGAAGAAGAGGGCUCACAUCCUCUACGAGAUGCUCAAUGGAUGUGUUCAGAGAAGAGACUACUCUGCCCUGACCAAGUUCCUGCCUCCUAAACACGAGUACGUUGUGUCCGUCAGAGUCACGCCCAUCCAGUGUACUCUAUACCGACACUACCUGGAGCACUUAACAGGUACGGGGAACGUGGUGGAGGGGGGUCGGGGUCGAGCCGGGACCAAACUCUUCCAGGACUUCCAGAUGCUCAGUAGAAUCUGGACCCAUCCCUGGUGCCUGCAGCUGGACUACAUCAGCAAGGAAAACAAGGGGUACUUUGACGAGGACAGCAUGGAGGAGUUCAUCGCCUCGGAGACCGAGGAAUCUUCUUUAAGCAUGACCUCUGAGGACGAGAAACAGAAAAAGAAGAAGAAGCGGGGGAAGGCCAGGAAGAAGGACAGUGACUCAGACAGUGACGCUCUUGAGGUGAUAAAGGAGUGGAACACCAGCUCCAGAGGGGGAGACCCCUCCAGCCGCAACCGGGCGGAGCCACAGGAGGAAGUGCGUCCGGCCUCCAGCCCUGGCACCAGGAGUCCUGACUGGCACAAGGAGUUUGUUACGGAGGCUGACUCUGAGAUCCUGGAGCAUUCUGGGAAAAUGGUGCUGCUGUUUGAGAUCCUCCGCAUGGCCGAGGAGGUGGAGGACAAAAUUCUGGUGUUCAGUCAGUCUCUCAUCUCUCUGGACCUGAUUGAAGACUUCCUGGAGCUGUCUGGCCGAGCCAAAGAGGAGGAGAAACCCUCUCCCUACAAAGGUGAGGGGAAGUGGUUCCGGAACAUAGACUACUACCGUUUGGACGGCUCCACCAACGCCCUGAACCGGAAGAAGUGGGCAGAGGAGUUCAAUGACUCCAGCAAUGUCCGAGGUCGGUUGUUCCUGAUCUCGACCAGGGCUGGUUCUCUGGGCAUCAACCUGAUAGGAGCUAACAGGGUCAUCAUCUUCGACGCGUCCUGGAACCCGUCGUACGACAUCCAGAGUAUCUUCAGGCUCUACCGCUUCGGACAGCUCAAGACCUGCUACGUCUACCGAUUCCUGGCUCAGGGUACUAUGGAAGAGAAGAUCUAUGACCGCCAGGUCGCUAAACAGUCUCUGUCCUUCCGAGUGGUGGAUCAACAGCAGAUAGAGAGACAUUUCACCAUGAAUGAGCUGACGGAGCUCUACGCCUUUGAACCUGACCUUCUGGAUGAUCCCACUGGCAAGAAGAGCAAGAGGACCACGCCUAUGCUGCCAAAGGACCCCUUCCUAGCUGAGCUGCUCCACAGCAAUAAGGAGCAGAUUGUGGGCUAUCAUGAACAUGACUCCCUGCUGGAUCACAAGGAAGAGGAGGCUCUCAGCGAGGAGGACCGCAAAGCAGCCUGGGCCGAGUACGAGGCGGAGAAGAAGGGUCUGUCUCUGCGUGUGAACCAUGGAGCGUACGGAGGACAGAUGGACAUGGGAGGAGCUAACAGCUACUUCCCCUUCAACGUUGCCGCACUGGCCUCUAUGUCCAACCCUCAGCUGGAG